Messenger RNA from Coniosporium apollinis CBS 100218, 1116 nucleotides. RefSeq lists its product as uncharacterized. Bases 1 to 1116 code for a protein of 371 amino acids. The record is from RefSeq and is a predicted model, not a curated record. The transcript has a single exon. Lineage: Eukaryota; Fungi; Ascomycota; Dothideomycetes.
AUGCUGAAACUCCCCACAGAAAUACGUCUGCGGAUCUUCGAGUACUUGCUGCCUUCCAAGCCGGUGUCCGAACCCAGGUCAGUGGAUGGCAGGACUGCCUUUGGCCCACCAGGAUUCAAUCUGGGCGAUUGGAACAUGUCGCUACUGCUUGUCAGUCGUCAGAUAUUCCAAGAGGCUUCCAGCGUCCUUUACGGGAAAACUGAGUUUGUUGUGGAAAUCAAAGACUUGUCCUUCGCAGCCCCAGGUGGCGCCUUCGAGCCUCAACCUUUCAAGCUCCUCAUGCAUCCCCAUGGUCGAGAUUGGAAGCAAUACCUUGGCAGUCUGCCUUACAAGAGAAUCGAGCAAUUCCACGUUACGAUUCUUGCUCCUGUCGGGAAGGGUUCACUCCCGUCGCAAAUAAUGGAAUACAACCCCAAGGAUAAGGAGAGGUCGCUUUACGAUGUCCGCGACAACGUUCAUAGGCUUGUGGGGCUUCUUCGGGAGGCCCAUCACAUCCGCAGGCUGAGAAUCGAAGUUGCUAUUGAUCAACGCAGUUGGACAGCAAAGUCAACCGUCGCCGCUGCAAAAUGGCUGCUUGAGCCCCUGUGGAGCCUCACUAACAUCCAACAACUCAAGCUCUAUGACCUACUCGUCUACCACCACGGGAUCCUAGCACCAAUAGGUACAAAGAGUCACACUCCGGACUUGUCAGAAGAAGGAUCCCCCGACAAGGCCUGGGCGGACUAUGUGAAAGAAAAAGAGGCGCUAUACUUCUGCAAGGACCCUGCACCAGUGAUCCCAGCCGACACCCUUAAGGCUUAUGGCCGGAUCGACGAUGCGGUGGUGCGGCUGCGAGACGUUGAACCGUGUGACCAAGAAUGGGUUAUGGGCCGCGUCAGGCAUACCCAAAAACUUGAUGAUCUUCUGCAUCGUGCUCGAGUUGCGCGGGAGGAGGGCAAGAUGAACGAACUGAACAGAGUCGGUAUACGGCUUCGCCAGAUCUGGCGAGAAAUCGUCGCUGGACAAGAGGAGGCAAGGGUUAACAUUGACAAAAUGAUCGCGUGGCUACCGUCUGAAGAGUCGGUCAACGCCAGGAUCACCAAAUACUUCAAGCCGGUCUCGGAAGUUACGGACUGA